Molecule: messenger RNA, 1132 nt
Organism: Catharus ustulatus (Swainson's thrush)
Lineage: Eukaryota; Metazoa; Chordata; Aves; Passeriformes; Turdidae
Exons: 3
Coding region: 51-956 (301 amino acids)
Biological process (GO): neurogenesis; neurotrophin TRK receptor signaling pathway; anterograde axonal transport of mitochondrion
Cellular component (GO): dendrite
Molecular function (GO): signaling receptor binding
Source: RefSeq, a predicted model, not a curated record
CCGAGCCAGAGCCAUUGGAGGUGGCCAGAGAGCAGGGAUAUGCGGGAUUUAUGGCCCGUCUCAUGAUGUGUUUAUGGUUGGGAUGGGGCAGCCGCAGAUGCUGCCCAGCCCUGCCCUGCACGGCACGGCACGUCUGGUCCCCGCUCUGCAUCCUGGUGCCGACAGGGCGGAGGUUUACAGAUGGACUUUGCUCUUCGAGGUGGAGCUCCCCGGGGCUCUCCCUGGCACUGCUGCCGUGUCUGCCCACUGCCGGGCAGCCCGACAGCUCCUUCCCUGCUCGCUCCACAGGCAGGGACCUGGUGUGGGGGCAGGAACCUGUCGGUCCUGUCCGGUCCUGUCCUGUCCGGCCCUGGCGCUGCUUUGGUGCUGAGCCCCCCCGCGUCUGCCACCGCAGAGCAGGGGUCGGAGAAGCGACUCUGCUGCCCGCCAGCGCCGCUCCAGGGAGCCAGGGCAGACGGUGCCUCUUCCCAUGGCAGCCAGGCCCCCACGUAACGCCAGCCAAACUGGACACCCCUGUCCCACGAGAGACCCUUCCCCGCCAGAGCCCGCCCGCCUGCCAGCCCAGCCCGGACUCACCUGUCACUGCCUGUCCCCACACCAACCCAGAGUCACACAGGGGCACACACAGUGAUGCCGCGACCAUCACAGAGCUGUGCAGCGAGAAUGUCCCCGAGGUGGAGAUCAUCAGCCUGCUGGGCGAGCAGCUGCCCCGCUACACGCUGCGGGCUGACACCGUGUUCAGCUAUGACCACAGUGACUGGCUGCGAGCCCCCACCGGCCCCCCGCAGCCCGUAGCCCCCCUGACCCCCCAGCAGAUAGAGGAGACCCUGCAGUAUUUCCGUGAGUUGGUGAGGGUGGUGGGUACAGCCCGUGUGGACGCCACGACAGCCUGGGAGCUAAUCACUGCUAAUGGGAUUGACGGGCUGGAUUUCCUCACCCAGAACAUCCCCGGCUAAUUCUGGGAGCGGCUUCUGCCGAGCCAAGCCGGAUGCUGGGAGAGAGCCCCCAACAUUUCCCGGGACCCCCUGCAUGUCCCUGCUCCCCUGUGCUGUGCUGUGGCUCACAGGGGUGGGACAAUGGUGGGGUUGGCAGGAGUGCCAGUGAAUCCCAGGGCUGCUGCUCCCCCAGACGU